Oikopleura dioica is the source of this 939-nucleotide messenger RNA. Lineage: Eukaryota; Metazoa; Chordata; Appendicularia; Copelata; Oikopleuridae. The record is from the annotation of a GenBank genome assembly.
AUGGGAUUCUACAUUUCUGAAAGUAGCUACAAUACUUUCUUCGAGAUCGGGCUUUGGAGAGAUCCAGUAAAAUCUGGAGCUUUCUUCACUGGAGCUCAUCUUUGUUUGUUUAUCGGAAACUGGAUUCUCUCAAAAGGGCCUGUUAUGAUAAUUGCGCUGGCGCUCACGUAUAAAGUGCUCAAGAAACCGUGGACAGAGAAAAUUUGGCCAGAAAUUCAAACACCAGAAUACUUCCGCGCAAAAGAAUUCACGACUCUUGACCCAGAAAUACCGCCAUAUUCAGAAGGAGCUUUGCUCAUCUCCGAAAUAUACACCCGCAUCGAUACCUUCCGCAUCAAACUUAUUCAACUGAAACAUCGUGAUCCCCCAAAAUAUCUUGCUCUUACCUCGUUAUUCUUUAUUGUCUGUUAUUUCAUUGGUCUCCAACUCUCUGGAUUCACCUUUUGCUACCUCAUUUUCCUCUGCUUCUCUAUUCUACCCGUUCUUCUUAAACCAAAAAUCCUUGAAAUCGCUAAAAGUAAUGACGUACUCGCAAAAGAAAAAGCCGCGCUGCUCAAAAAAGCAACGACUCCGCCUCCAAAGGUUACAAUAACGGAAGAACCGCCGACUCCUUCAGACUCGGAGAGCUCAUCUGACGAAGAAGAAGAAACGGCCGCGGAUAAAAGACGGAAAAGUGACUUCGACCCGACCGCGGAGCCAACUUGGCUUGAAGAUUUCGGCCACAACGUUUCGGCCAAAGCUGAAGAGGCUAAAGAAAGCUUGAAAGAUAACUACUCUCUUCUCAAGCAACAGAUAGCUGAUGCGAUUGGUCCUCUUAAACGUUCGAAAAAAGGUUCAAUCGAACAAAGUUCUGCCAACAAUAAAUACUUUUCAGAUGGCUCAAGCACAGAAGGAAGCGAUAACGAGUUUGUCCUGGUCCAGCCCGAUGAGUUCAGCUAA